AUGGGCGUAGGAGAGACCAUCACCGUCAUCAAUCGCUCGGGCAAGGUCGUCAGUAGCUCCAAGCACAUCAUCAACGUCUUCAAGGAGGCCAAGUCGGCCUACCGCGAGCGCAAAGCUGAGAUCCAGGCCGAGCGCAACGCCGCCCUGCAAGAGAAGAAGCUCCGCGAGGGCAUCAAGUCGGUCCGCCUGGACGACGAUACCCGCUCGCGCGCAUCUUCGCACCGCUCCAAGCACUCCAAAGCUGACACCCACCGAUCCAAGUCGCGCCGACCUUCGCGGCCCCCGCUGGGCCGUGGCUACACCGACAGCUUCUAUGCCAACGACGACUCGUCACCGCGCCGCAACCGCCACCGCUUCGAGGAUGAUCUGGCAGGCGCCGCCCAGGAAGGCCACAAGAUGGAGCUCGCCAGGCGGAAUACCGAAGCUGUUAUCUCCGUGAAGCGCUCGGAUCCCUCGCGACGGAAAUCUGAUUCGGGCGUUGACAUGGACCUUUGCUAUGGAGAUAUCCCACCGCCCCUGCCAGACAAGCGCUACGAGGAGGGGGAGCUGCGCGAAAAAGCGUCAAAGAUCACCAUGCUCCUCGACGAGGCCAACUGUCUACAAUAUUCCGUCACCUCGAUGAUUGAAAACCUACAAAAGAACCCGGAUGCGCUUGCCGCGGUUGCGCUUACGCUUGGCGAGAUCAGCACCAUGUUAAAGAAGAUGGGACCUAGUGUCCUCCCCAUACUCGCCAAGAGUUUCCCUGCUGUCGUAGCUCUGCUCGCGAGCCCCCAAUUCAUGAUCGCUGGAGGCGUCGCGGUUGGUGUCACCAUUGUUGCGCUUGGUGGCUAUAAAAUCGUCAAGAAGUUGCAAGCUCAGAAGGAGGAGCAGGCCCAGCCUAUGGCUAUGGGUAUGGAUAUGGGCCCGAUCGAAGAGCCGCUGAUGCUGGACGAGUUGGAGCCCCCAGAGCUUAGCCGCAUCGAGGUCUGGCGCCGUGGCAUCGCAGACGUCGAAGCCGAAAGCGCCGGCACUUCAGUCGACGGCGAAUUCAUCACGCCCGGCGCAACACGACACCUUGCUGCUGAAGGAGUCCUAGACGAGGACGACAUCAAGUCUCGACGUAGUGCACGCUCCAGAAAAGAUGGCGAGCAUCGCUCGAAAUCCCACAAAGCAAAGAGCGUCCGCAGCGAGGCGACUACAAAGACCGCAAAGACCGCGAAGACCGCUACCACCGCGAAAUCCACUUCCACAACCCGCAGCAAGACCGUCAAGGAGAAGAGCAAGAAGAAGGAACCUUCUGGUCUCAAAAUGCUUUUCCGAUCUCAUUCUUCCUAA
This is a messenger RNA of Didymosphaeria variabile, 1314 nucleotides long. RefSeq lists its product as uncharacterized. Lineage: Eukaryota; Fungi; Ascomycota; Dothideomycetes; Pleosporales; Didymosphaeriaceae. The record is from RefSeq and is a predicted model, not a curated record. Bases 1 to 1314 code for a protein of 437 amino acids. The transcript has 2 exons.